This is a messenger RNA of Physcomitrium patens, 1371 nucleotides long. RefSeq names its product putative xyloglucan endotransglucosylase/hydrolase protein 5. Gene Ontology annotation, biological process: xyloglucan metabolic process; cell wall biogenesis. NCBI's taxonomy places the organism in Eukaryota, Viridiplantae, Streptophyta, Bryopsida, Funariales, Funariaceae. Gene Ontology annotation, molecular function: hydrolase activity, hydrolyzing O-glycosyl compounds; xyloglucan:xyloglucosyl transferase activity. The record is from RefSeq and is a predicted model, not a curated record. Gene Ontology annotation, cellular component: cell wall; apoplast.
ACAAAAUGCAAGGAAAUUCUCUUCUACCAGCAACACCAAUGAUAUGGUUGAUUGAUCGCUGGGUGGACUCUGACGCCUUCCGCCAAGCCAUAUAUGAAGCCGUCUGCUCUCAUGCUUCUGCACCAUCGUCGACCUCUCCAUCAGCUCUUCUGCCACCAGAGCAUCUUCAAUAUUUACAAAAUGAGGUCCAGGGAGGCAGCUCUUGUGAUGCUCCUAGCUAUUACGAUUCAGGCAGCCUCCGCUGCCAUGCCUUUCACAGCGAAUUAUCUUGCCACGACUGACACAUUCCAUACCAGAAUCCUCAAUGCGGGUGAACGGGUGGAUCUUGUUUUAGACAAAUCAUCAGCUGCUGCAUUUGGAUCGAAGAGCAAAUACUUGUUCGGAAGUAUUGGGAUGGGGAUCAAAUUGGUGCCUGGAAACUCUGCUGGCACCGUAACUGCUUAUUAUUUGUCCUCAGAAGGUGGAGAGCAUGACGAGAUGGACUUCGAGUUCCUUGGCAAGGGUGGAGAUCAACCCUAUAUUCUCCAGACUAACGUAUUUGCGAAGGGCAAGGGAGAUCGCGAGCAGCGGAUAAACCUUUGGUUCGACCCAACUGCUGACUUCCACACAUAUUCCCUGUUCUGGAAUAAGAACAUUACUGUAUUCUAUGUGGACACCACCCCAAUUCGAGUCUACAAGAACAAUGAAGACCUUGGAGUGCCAUACCCCAACAGUCAAGGGGUGGGCAUCUAUGCCAGCCUGUGGGACGGCAGCGAGUGGGCUACAGACGGUGGGAAAGUAGGCCUCGAUUGGAACGCAGCUCCCUUCGUUGCAUCUUUCCAAGGUUUCGGCGUGGACUCCUGCGACGUUGCUGGUGGCAUCUCCGCCUGCAAGGACGAUGGGAAAUGGUAUCAGGGAGCCGAACACCACGACCUGAAUGGAAACCAGAUUGCCCAGCUGAAAGAUGUCCGCCAGAAGCACGUGACAUACGACUACUGUACAGAUAGGAAAAGGACUGCAACUGCACCCGUCGAAUGCGCACGUAACUGGUAUGAGUAGAUUCUCAAGCUUGCUUCUUAAGCUGCCCCAUUAGUCUCCUGCAACGAUUUCAAGAAAAUUUUCUGCUAGAACAAUAGUCUGCCCUCCACACAACCUCUGUUUACAGUCUAGAAUAAGUGCGCUGUUCACGAUUCAAGUACAAGCUGGCUGGCACAAUACCUUGGCUGUGAGAUUGCUAUUUUGAGCAGCAUCACCACUACCAUCACCUUGACCUUCAGAUUAUAGUGCAGCGAGAAAACAAGGCAUGGUCAUCUUUAGAGUAGCCUUCCAUUUCACUGCACACAAAUCAAUUCAAUGCUGAAUUCACAAGUUGAAGCAAUUUACAUUUUUCCA